This is a messenger RNA of Aphanomyces invadans, 1506 nucleotides long. RefSeq lists its product as hypothetical. The coding region runs from base 43 to 1506 and encodes 487 amino acids. The record is from RefSeq and is a predicted model, not a curated record. Gene Ontology annotation, molecular function: protein binding. Lineage: Eukaryota; Oomycota; Saprolegniomycetes; Saprolegniales; Verrucalvaceae. The transcript has 4 exons.
CAUCGAUGGGCCACUUUCUUGACGACGCAGCGCUAAAGCCCAAUGCGACGCUCAGCCAGUGACAGCCACGUGGGAGCUCCGACGGAGGGGCUGCAUGCAGCGUCGCGAUAUUCAUCGCCCACCAUCACACCAGGCUUCUCGAACCUCCUGCGGUACCCGUUAAAGGUUGGCAGGCUGCUCGACAAGCCCUCACGCCGCAGUAAGAGCAUUGGCUUGGACGCACGGCAGCAGCAUUGGACGAGCUCCCCGCACAGUCGAUCGUACUGCCUGGAUAGUUUGGUCUUCUCUGUUUGCAGCGACGAGGGCAUACAAGAGGUCGACCUCACGCAUGGCACUACCGUGGCGCUGCGAGACGGCAGCCACAUCGUCGUGCCGCCAAGCCACGCGCCAUCGUCUGUUCCAUCGGCUGACUCAUCCAGCACAACCGACCCGCGCCCCGGCGUUCAAAUUCUCACCGUCCAGUGGCAGAGCGCAACCCUUGGGCUCGUCCUACAGAAUAUUCGGAACCGAUCCAUUAUCAAGCACGUCACCGACGCGGUGGAUUUGGUGGCAAAUCCUGAACUGGCCCACCUCCGCUCUGGCGAUGAACUCGUGGCCAUCAAUGACAUUUCGGCCAUCUUGCUUGGAUUUGACGCGACUGUCGAUCGACUACGCGCCGUGGCUAAGCCAGCCUUGCUGCACUUUCGGCGAGCUCUCGUCGUUUCGCCACCUGCCAGUGAGCCCGAGGUGGAGGCUGCCUCGCCCGCCCCCUCGAUUCCGUCGUCGAUUUCAUCGCGUGACGAAGACGAUGGCAUCGUGACGUUGCCUCCGCCGUCAACAGUCCCGUUCUUGCAACCGGAUUCGGCGCCGCCCGGGAGCGAUUUCGACGUGGACGACGCGCGCGCUCGAUUGGGAAAGACAGAGUUCUUCCCUCUCUCAACUUCACACAACGUGUUUACGAUGCUGCGGUGGUCGGGGGAAUCUCUGGGCAUUGCGCUGCAGAAGCACCCGACCAGCGGACAUUUGGAGAUCAAGUUUUGCACGGGGAACGGUCUGGCAGCGUCCCACGGGUGUCUCGGGGUCGGCGACAUCUUGGUGUCUGUCGCGGGAGUGCCCAUGCGCGCGUUUUCGCUCGCAACAUGCCUCGAUUUCCUCCAUUCAACGCAAAAGCCCGUCUCGAUGCUAUUUCGGCGGCAUGGUAGCAUCGAAGCCCUUGAUGCCACCCCCGACAUGAUCUCUCCGUCGUCCGUCCAGCCUCCACACGAAUUCACAGUCGAAUGGGAGGUCGUCGGCGCCGUACAGCCUCAAGGGCUAACGCUCCAACUCUUUUAUUGCAACGACGCGCUCGUUGUGGUGGUCUCGGAAGUUACCUCAUCGACGUUGCAAGUCCAGAUUCAGCCUGGCGACAGACUUGUGGCCGUAAACGGCCUCCCCAUCAGCUCCCUCCGUCCCGAGGCAUUGCGGACAAUGCUUCUUGGCACGUCCAAGCUGACCCUCCACCGCACAACCUCGCCGUGGAUGCUGUAG